Paramecium octaurelia is the source of this 1504-nucleotide messenger RNA. NCBI's taxonomy places the organism in Eukaryota, Ciliophora, Oligohymenophorea, Peniculida, Parameciidae. The record is from the annotation of a GenBank genome assembly.
AUGUAAGACUUUUAGCCAGGCGAUGUGAUAGCUCAAGAAUAUUUAAUUUUUACUAUGUUGGCACAGGGAUCAUUUGGUAAAGUAUAUUUGGGAAAAUCUUAAACAAAAAACAUGAAUGUGGCAAUUAAAGUCGAAAAGGCUGAGGUCUCAUAUUUCAAUAGUUUAAUCAGAGAAGUAUGCUUAACAAUAAAUGCCUUUUAGAUUGAGAUUUUGAAGUUAUUAGAAGGGGUUCCGUGCGUACCUAGGGUUAUUUGGUCAGGAUAGGAAAAAGGCAUGAGAAUCAUGAUCCAAAAUCUUUUAGGAAAAGAUUUAAUUCAUUAUUAAAAAAAAAUGAAGAAAUUUUCUUAUGAAUGCGUUUGCAACAUUGCCUAUUAGAUGAUUGGAAUUCUGGAAUAAAUUCAUAACAAGUAAUUGAUUUCUGAAAUUUUGAAGAAACAUCAUACACAGAGAUCUCAAACCUGAAAAUAUCUUAGGAGCAUCCCAAUAAAAUAAAAUUUAUUUAAUUGAUUUCGGAAUUGCUAAGAAUCUCGAAUCGAAUAAAAAAACCAAAGAGAAAGUUUCAUUUAUUGGAACUACUAGAUACGCAAGCUUAGCUGCACAUAUUGGAAAAGAACAAAAUAAAAAAGAUGAUUUGGAAUCCUUAGGUUAUAUCAUAAUAUAUUUCCUAAAUGGAAGCUUACCUUGGACGAAUAUUGAAAAGGACGACAAGGAAAGAAUCGAAAAAAUAGGACUUUUGAAAAAAGAUAUGUCUCCUGAAGAAUUAUGUGAAAAUUUACCAAAUCCAAUUUUAAAGUAAAAUCUCUUAUCUCAUUAUUAGUAUAGAUAUAUGAAAUAUGUAAAAGGGCUGUCUACUAAAACGAAACCUAAUUAUUCACAAUUAAAAGAGCUAUUUACCGUCGCUAAAGUAGCACAGAACAUGCCUUUUGACUGGAAUCAAAGAGCAAAAGCAAAUCGUAAGAUGAAUUCGAAUAAAUCCAUUAAAACAUCCAAAUCGGCUAAGGUAUAUAGCAAAUCCAAAUCAUAAUUCAGAAAAACCUAAAAUAACAAUUCUUAGGAAUCAUCACAAGUUCUCGUUUAACAACAUCAAGCACCAAUUAAAAAGUAAUAUAAAACUUUUGUGUAACCAGACUCUCAAGACAAAAGUUGUAAUCAUUCGAGUGAUGAUUUUCAAUAAGAAAAUAGUCUGAGUGAUGAAAAAAAGAGUAAAGAAAGUGUGAAAGUCGGAUAUUCGAUUAGUUAUGAACCUUCCAAAUUUUCUAGAUAUUCCCAACACAAUAAAAGUCCAAUCCAGUAGUAAUAAAAGGAGAGAGCCAGAGUUUCCACUCUUGAUGCCAAUCCUUAAGACCCAUUCGUCAUGCCACUUCAAUCAGAAUAAUAACUACAAGAAUUUGAAAACCAAGACUUAGCAAUUAAGUACAAGUAGUUGUUCUAUAAAUCGAUCCUACACAAUUAUAAAAACCCUAUUCAAGAUUUCAAGACAAUCCAUUAUUAUUUUCUUAAUUGA